Messenger RNA from Nelumbo nucifera (sacred lotus), 1458 nucleotides. RefSeq lists its product as uncharacterized. NCBI's taxonomy places the organism in Eukaryota, Viridiplantae, Streptophyta, Magnoliopsida, Proteales, Nelumbonaceae. The record is from RefSeq and is a predicted model, not a curated record.
CAUUGUCCUCUUCUCUCUGAUGGUUAAACUUUCACACAUCUUCGUUUCCAUCUCCUCCUCUAAGCCAUUAAUCUUGAAUAGCUUAAUGGCAACCUCCGUCUCCAAACCAGGCCGGGUAAGACGGCUUGGCGAGCUUCUCCAAGAGCAACAAGAACCUUUUCAGCUGCAAGAUUACCUUUCGGAGAGAGGGUAUUUGAAGAAAAUCUCGAAUUCGGAAGCUAGAGAUGGUUUCUGCACUUCCAUUUCACAUAAGAAUUCUAAGAGUUCGGGCAGUUAUGGUUUGAGGACAAGACCUCCGCACUGCCCGAAGGUCCUCAAGUUAUUAAUUAACAAGCUUGUUUUCGUUGGUAGCAACCGAAAAACAUCGAAUUGGGAUACUAGAGCUUAUGAGGAUGAAGGUGUUUGUGUCUGUGAGAUGGGAGGCGCGAGGGCUCAACAAGUUGCAGAUUUGGAUCAGUUUUCGUCGGCCAGCAGCGUCACGUUAUUUGAUUCUUGUUGUGAAAGCGAUGCAGAAGACUCUUCCUCACCUCAAAGAAGAGAGCACAUUCCAUCUUCUUCUGUAGACACUUUCAGAAGCUUAGAACUUUGCAAUCUGAAACAGCAAGAGGAUGACACGGAUAGAAAGCUUCAAUGUGGAUGCAUGGAAGAUACCAAGCAACUCAGUCCUGUGUCAGUAUUAGAAGAACAACCCUACCAUGAAGGUUCUCGAAUCCAAAACCAGAUGUGGUGCUGCCCCGCUACAAGAAGCAAGGAGACACGAUCAACUUCAAGUUUCAAUGUACCCAAGGAAGUAGCAGAAGAUUCCAUAUUCUCGGCUUCUAUGUGGGAUUUACUUGUACACUCACUGGAAGAGAAACAGGGUUCUAUUGGAUAUGCAGAAUUACAUGAGCUCCUUGGACCUGGUUCUUGUUCUCAGUACCUGAAGACCAGAUGGGUAUUGCAGCAGAAAAGGCAGCUUCUCUUUGACUGCGUAAGGGAAGCGCUGGAGACUCAUGGAACAAAACGAUGGAGUCGAUUUGAUCGCGAAUUCUUAGGGCCUGAAGAUCUUGGGAGGAUAAUCUGUGAGCAGAUUUGUUCGUGGGGCAAGCAAUGCGGAGAUAAAACAAACAUAACCCAACUGAUAUAUUCUGAUUUUUCAUACUCAACAGAAGAGUGGAAUCAUUUGAAGCCACGGAUGAGAAGUGAGAUAGCGGUAGAAAUAGGCGAUGUUAUCUUGGAAGAAAUGAGGAGUGAGAUUGUCACAGACAUGAUUGACUUUUUUUUGCAAUAAUAGCAUGUAAUUCAUUCCAUCACUCGUCAUCUUUUCUUUUUAGUUUUAUUUCUGCUUACUCUCACCUAUUUUUUCAUUUCGUGAGUUGCAGAAAGUGUAGGUUUAGUGAUAUUUUCUUUCUGCUUUGAUUUGCACACUAAGCCUCAUUUCUACAUUCUCGUAAGUCUUAACGACCGAGAAUGGCUCCA